Neofelis nebulosa (Clouded leopard) is the source of this 4695-nucleotide messenger RNA. RefSeq lists its product as uncharacterized. The coding region runs from base 1 to 930 and encodes 309 amino acids. The record is from RefSeq and is a predicted model, not a curated record. Lineage: Eukaryota; Metazoa; Chordata; Mammalia; Carnivora; Felidae. The transcript is spliced from 3 exons.
AUGAGUGCCACCCAGGGUCCUAGUCCUUCACCAGACUGGAGAUCGGACAGCCCGGAUCCAGCAGGAAGCAACCAUUCUACCUGCCAAAGUCCGGAGCAGGGGCAGAAACCUGAUGCCCGGCACGGCCUAGGCAGGCGCUGGUCACCCCAUGGACAAGGGUGGGAGCAAGCACCUGCUGCCUUGACUUUUAAAAACACUCUCCUUGGUUUGCAGGACCGCCAGGAUCCGCAAAGAGCAUAUGGCUACUGCUCUGCUGUCACCAGCCCCAAGGCUUUAGCAGCCCUCAGCGCCUGGCCCUUGUGGCUGCUCAGGCUGGAGCCAGAAGGAGGGGUCUGCACAGCGAGCAGGGCGCUUCUGGCGGGGGCAGGGGUAGCUGCCUUCUCUUCUGCUGUCCGCUGGGGGCAGGUGGCAAGCCAGGGUACCGGAGAGGGGUCUGAGCGUCCACCUGCCGUUAGUGCCUCUUCUUCUGGAGCCUGGCCCUCCUCUGUGUGCAUGAUCCCUGGGCUGGCUUUUUAUGCUCCUCCCCAUCCAUCCACCAGGCAGGCAGCUCUGUGUGUGGCAUCAUGUUUGACCUACACCGGCGCAGACCACCAUGAAAACAGCCACAGGAAGGUAAGGGCAGUGCCUUUUCGACCACAUCUGGGCAGAGAUUUGGUUGCAAGCUAUCGAGGCAACCAGAGUGGCACCUGGCAACCUCCUUUUGAAAGGAGAGGCUUCUGUGAACUGGGAAAGGGCUCCGGCUGCAUCCCGCUCACCAGGGUUGGCAAGCUGCAGGGAUUCGGGCUGCUGUCCCCGGACAUCCUGUCUGCAGGGGAGCUGGAAGAGCAGGUGUUCUCACCCCACUCUGUAGCCCAGAGGAGGGAAGAGAUGCUUGACCUGGGAAGUUGCCAAAAACUUCCCACAUGCCUGUACCGCACAAUAACCACCUGACAAGUUGUCUCCAGACAACCGGCUUCCCAGGGCCCGUGAAAGAGCACCCAAGUUAAAAGGACACGGGGCCGAUUUAUGUGGCAGUCAGAUCUUAAGAGGCCAGCACAACUGGCAACUGAGGCUGAAUGAGGGCAGUGGGCUUGCGCAUGCCGAGUGCCAGCUGUACCGAAGGGCACCCUUGUGCCCAUGGGCCUGCACCCCUUCAUGGGGCUGCCUUCCCAACCUUCCCGUCUCCUUUCCGGGGUCUUCUCACCAGCUCAAUGGAAGCAGCCAGCUGCAUGGUGACCGCUCCCUCACCUGCCCACACAGCCGGCCGAUCCUUAACCCUUUUCUGUCCCUAAGGGAACGCACACUGCGUUGUCUUUGCCUUUGAACAAAAACCACCUGACCAGAAUAGGCUUUGCUGUUUUCCUCCCACCCCGGCCCGUUCCCGACAGCCUUACCAUCUGUAGCACAGCUGUCCCCACGUGUCGGGUGGUCGCCGGCCCCUCCCUGUGGCUCUGCUCCAAGGUUGCCCUCCAAAGGUGAGGAGCAAGGAGAGUCGCUAACUUUGUUACAAUACUACUGAGAAGAAAAAUAAUACUGCUAUUCUUUUCAAAAGGAAAGCUUUUCUAAUAAAAUUUACGAUUUUUGUUAAUAUUCUGAUUAUAAACCAAACGUUGGCAGCCAUAUGUAGGUAUGUUUGCUAUGGACAGGAUUCCGAGGUCAUACUUGCAAAGACAACUUUAGAAUUAGUUUAAAUAAACCAAUACAUUUUCUCAGAAAUUGUAUAAUUUCCUUCGGUUUACAAUCCAUGAUCUGGGAAGUUUAAUGUAAUGUUAAAUAAUUUACUUUCUACCCUAAAAGUAAACUAUAGAAAACUGAAUCACUAUUAGGAUUGAAUAACAAGGCUUUAACGGCUCAGUGGUUUUUCUUAAGAGUAUAUAAAUAUAUAAAUCUUGAAAAGGUAACACUGUUAGUUGAGCUGUAAAAUCCAUAAAAAUAACAGUUCUGCCACAGUGCACAGACCAGUUCAUUCGUUUUGCUUCCCCCACCCCCCAACCAAGCAGCUUUCCGGUUAGAAGUGGAAGACAGAAAAUCAUACAUCCUAUGUGAAAUAAUGAACAUGGUAGGAAACGGUGUGCAAAAAAUAACCUUUAAAAUUCCAUACUCCAACAUCACAGAUGCCCAGCAAGAGGACUUUCAACUGGUUUAAUGAAUAUUCGGGCUGAUCUCCACAUCCUCCCACAGUGCUGUCCGCAGACUCAGAGCCCAGGUCUUAUGCUGCAACGGGGAGAGUGGUCUUCGGUCUGGAACAGGACGGGGGUGGGGGGGAGGGGUCCCCUAGCCGACCUGCUGAAGGGUGCCUUGAAGAAGGGCCUGUCAGUUGUGUGCAGGAGCUUCCCGAAGGUACUGGGGAAAAUCCCCGGCGUGGCCUGCGACCUGCUCCUCCAUUCUGGCCAUGCCGGCACCCAUCUCCGACAAAGGCCUCAAGUCCGGUGACCUUGCUGUUAGACCUUCCGUUGCUCGGUGGCCUCUGCGUCAAAGCGAGGCACGCCCUCCCAACGUGGCAGGAGCUGCUGUGCUCGGCCAGCACAGCCACACACUCGUCUACCCUAGUGAGCAGGUCCGGAUUCCAGACUCACAUCCCGAGUGUCAACCUUGGGCUGCCUCCUGGCUUUGGGCAGCAGGCAGGUGGUGCAGCCCAAGGCACGGCAGGACAUCCGGGUCCCCCUCAUCCUCCCAUGGUCCUGAGGAGCUGCUGUCCCCAUUCCAGGCAGCGCCCUGGGCCUUGGCCUCCUCAGGCCCCUCACACAGUGGCCUGCAGGGCGACCCUCCAUGGCCCACAGCAGCCUGGCUUGCCCAAUGCUGCUAUUUCUAACAUGAUCCCCUGUAUCUUGGAGGCUGGGCUGUGUUCCCAGCCACGGGCAACAUGCCCUUGUGCUGUGUCCUCUUCCUUGAGCAGGGGGGGACCCUCUCCAGGCAGGUCCUGUGCUCCUCUGCCCUGGCUCCAGGGCCAAACCGUGGGGGCAUCUACCCCCACCCCUGCCCGGCUGGGGUUUUAAAGCUACAGGACAAUGUAAACUUGGGUUUGUUUCCCUGGCCCCAUGAGGCUGCUGCGGUUCCUUAGAGCCUCCUGUGCCACAGGCUGAGGCAGCCUCUCUCCAAGGGGCUGCAGCCAUGGUCCUGGCCCCACAGAUGGAAAGCUCCAUCUCCAGAAGUCAGGACCAGAGGUGUGUGCUUAAUUAAUUUGAGACACAGUACAGUGUUUGCCUUCCCCCAGAGCUGGGGCACGGAGGCCCCAAACAGUAAAACAACUCAUUAAUGGCUUGGUUUUGUCUAGCAGUCACUGCUGGAAUCCAGGCUCCAGGCUACGGGGCCAGGAAGGCUGCCACGACAGGCCACUUCUCAAGAACCCGGCUCACGGCACUCCACGAGGUGCAUGGCACCCGCUGCUCUCAACGAGGCUGGCACACAACUAGAGGCGGUUGUCCCCGUUGACCCGAGUCCUUCGUGGGGCCCUGGACACAAGGAGAGAGUGUCCUUACCGGCAGUGGGGCCUCAGAGUGCAGUGGGACAGUCCAAAGCCAGACAACUGUAACUUCCACCCACCCAGGAGGCAAGAGAAGGACCCGGAGGGGCAGCAAGCACUUCUUCCCAUCGCUCCCACAAUCCCCCACCUCCAAGCUGCACACUGGCCACCCAUCCUCCAGCCCCUCACCUCCGUUCCCGACUGUCAAAAUGGUCUGCCAGAUGCUCUUGGGAGAUACGAAAGUCCUCAAACGGCUGCUGGUAGCGGGCUUCAAAGGAACCUUCCCGGCCCCGGCCAUGGAACAGCUGGCCCGAGGCAUCGGAGCCCCGCUCCCGCAGAGACAUACUACUGAAGGGACUGACGUCACCAUUCUCCUGCUUCAACAAGGGCGGUGCACGAGAGAUCAGUGCCUCCCCAGGGCCUUGUGAGGCUGCUGCCUGGCUCCUCCCCAGCCCCCCUUCCUCGUGCUCACCUUGGCAGGGAAAACUUCGAUCUUGAUGAGCAGGGAGGCCAGCUCCAGGUCCUCACUGUAGUUGUUCUUCAAAGGCACAGCUCUGUAUCCUAGGAGGAGAAGGCCUGGCCCUCAGCCCAGGAGGGAGCCAAGCAGGGGCCUGCGCCCCCCGCCCCCCACCCCGUCCCCAAGCUAGAUCCUGGGCAUUGUCUCCAGGAAGGAUCCUCACCUGCCUUCAAGCCCUUCACUGGGAAGGUGGCCUGAGCCAGGAAGUUCUGGUCACUGAACAUGUCCUCCUCAUACACCACAAAGCGCAGGAAGGCGAAUUCCGGGUUACUGAUCUGGAAGUGGAAGGGCUUGGCGGGCCAAACAGGGUUCAGUCCGUUGUCCACUGCAAAAGUCAGGGCAGAAGGCCUCAGGCCACCACCAAGAGAGGACAGGGUCACUGGCGUGGUUGAGUGGGGAAGGCAGACCUACCCACAAAUUCUGUCUUCUGUUUGAUGCUGUCAUACUCUGCUCCGGCCACCUCAAUCUCCACAAAAGGACACACGAUGCCUCGGCCAUUCUUCGGCAGGUGCCGGGCCCCCAGCACCUGUAAGGCAGGGUAGAGAUGGACUGGGGGACUGUCCUUUCCACUCCCUCCAAGUCCUCACUAUGCAGUGGAGGCAGUGCGCCCUCUGCUGGGCCCCAAGGACACGGCCCACUAAGUGGCUCAUGGCAUCAGGGCCCUGAGCAGUGGUACUGGAAGAAGCUUCAGCCAAACUUCUCGUGGGAGUUUCUGCAAUCUACUUCAUCAAACGCA